CAAUUAUCGAUUGCCGCCUCAGACUCUCUUCCGGUUCCGAAACUAACACACUUCACUUUUCUCUACUAUUCCUAGUCUAAAACGGAAAAAGGUCUCUCUCUCUCUCUCUCUCUCUGUCUCCAUAUAAUAUUUAAUGGAAAUCACGCCCACAAAAUUCUCACAAUCGGUUCUGAUCUCGCUUCCGUUCACCAUAACACAAUCGAAUUUGCGCUCGAUUUUCUCACUCCGCUAUAUUUUUCGCCGAGCUUGUUACUUCUUUUGGUAGACGCAGACGCAAAGCGAAUUUGGUAUAAUGGGGAAGCGUGGUAGUCAGCGAAAGAGUGCCAAAUCUUUGGGCACCAAUGAUGAUGAUAGUGUGAGUUCUUCAUCUGUUGACAUGUCAAAGCUGACACUGGCAUCAGGGACAGAAGAUGUGCAGCAGGACAGCUCUCUUGAUUCAUGGCUAGAAGCAUUAGAUGAGAAAAGGGGAUCCACAAGGGAGAAAGCAUUGUCAUUAAUCAUUGAAGCUUUUACCAAAAACUUGCAGCAUCAGUUUGUGGAAAAGAACUUUCUUACAUUGCUUCUUCAAUAUCUGCAUUCCAUCAAGCGAGGAUCUGCCAAAGAAAUAUGUUUAGCAGCCCGUGCUAUAGGGUUGCUGGCUAUGACCACUAGUAAGGAUAAAGCACGUGAACUGUUAGAAAAGUCAAUUCGCCCUCUUUCGGAAGCUCUUAAAUCUGGGUCUGAGAAAUCAGAGAUUUCACAUAUAAUCGAGUGCUUGGCUGUCAUAACCUUUAUUGGUGAUAAUGAUGGAGAGAAAUCAGAAGGUGUGAUGCAAAUUAUUUGGGAGUUUAUUUGUCAAAAAACAGGUUCUAAGAGUAAACUAUCACCAGAUGUGAUAACAACUGCCAUAUCUUCCUGGUCAUUUAUUCUCUCAAAUGCUAAUGGCUGCUGCCUUAAUUCCAAAAACUGGCAAGAGGCAGUUUCUCACUUUUCGACAUUUCUAGAGAAGGAUGAUCGAUCUGUUCGCAUUGCAGCUGGUGAAGCAUUAGCUAUACUAUUUGAGAUUGGAUGCCCCAAAAUUAAGAAGGAUUCUGCUGAUGCUAUUCAACAAUUGAAGGGGAAAAUUCUGUAUCAAGUUGAAGACCUUUCCAGAGAAGCUGGAGGCAGAGGUUCCAAUAAGGAAGAUCUUGGCAGCCAGCGGAAUUUUUUUGGGGAUCUUCUGAAAUUUCUAAGAGAUGGUUCUUGUCCUGAAACAUCAAUGAAGAUAGGUGGAGAUUUGCUUAACACAGAUACGUGGUCUGAGUUGAUACAGUUGAACCUUUUGAAGCAUUUUCUGGGUGAGAGAUUUUCCAAGCACAUGCAGGAAAAUGAAUUGCUUCGCUCUCUAUUUAAGUUCACAUUAAUGAAAAAGCAUAUGUCCAGCGGUGAAAAGAAAUUGCAGAAAUCUCAAUUUGCUAGCUCGCACAAGGAAAUGACUCGAGCACUAAACAGGCAACGCAACAUGUCACAGCUGGAAAAAUUUGGACAUUUUGCUGCUCGUGGUAGCGAAUGGUUGUAGACAAAGGGAGAGGUGUUGCAACCUCAGCAACUGAUCAAGAAUGCUGUCAUGACAUCUGCCACGUUUUUCCCGAUUUUGAUUUUUCUUUAAUUAUUUUUAUAGGGUUCACCAUUCAGGUGCUUUUGACUGAAACCAGUCUUUAUAUUCAGAUUGGUAGUAACUUACUACAAUAUGUUUGGAUAAAACAGUUGAUUCUUUUUUUCCAUUUUUAUUGGAAGAUUCAUCAAUAACAUUUUAUUAAUUACAGAAAAUUGUUAAGCUGAAUACCCAAUUGUAAUUUCAGUAACUAUGAGUCACCCUUUAUGUUAAUUCUCUACAUAACUUGUGCACA
Messenger RNA from Quercus robur (English oak), 1868 nucleotides. RefSeq lists its product as uncharacterized. Bases 293 to 1537 code for a protein of 414 amino acids. NCBI's taxonomy places the organism in Eukaryota, Viridiplantae, Streptophyta, Magnoliopsida, Fagales, Fagaceae. The record is from RefSeq and is a predicted model, not a curated record. The transcript is spliced from 13 exons.